Molecule: messenger RNA, 3281 nt
Organism: Eriocheir sinensis (Chinese mitten crab)
Lineage: Eukaryota; Metazoa; Arthropoda; Malacostraca; Decapoda; Varunidae
Product: sodium-dependent serotonin transporter-like
Biological process (GO): serotonin uptake; sodium ion transmembrane transport
Cellular component (GO): membrane; neuron projection
Molecular function (GO): serotonin binding; serotonin:sodium:chloride symporter activity
Source: RefSeq, a predicted model, not a curated record
GGAGGAAUGUACAUCGUGGACCUUCUAAACAUCUUCGGCACCGGCAACCCCAUCCUGUUCAUCGUGUUCGUGGAGGCCAUGGCCGUCUGCUGGUUCUACGGCGCCGAGAGGUUCGCCGACGACAUUGAACGCAUGCUGGGCAACCGACCCGGCAAGUUCUGGAUCGUGUGCUGGAAAUACAUCUCCCCGACCUUCAUCUUCGUCCUCUUCGUGUGUUCCUUUGUCCUGGAUGACGGGGCCGCUUCGCUGGGGCUCGAGCCGUGGGCCGUGGUGCUGGCGUGGUGCCUCACCUGCUCCUCCAUCAUCUGCAUCCCCCUCUACAUCCUGUACAUGUUUUCUACCACGCCCGGGACCAUUAGAGAGCGCAUCAAGGCAAUGAUAAAACCGGAGGAGUACGUCCCGCCACAGCUGAGUCAGGUGAACCCCAACUACGGAACGCACAUCUGAAUGAGCUAACCGACGACCAGCCACGCAAGGAACACCCUCAGUUCAAACCACAACACGAUCAUGGAACCUCUCGCAUCACACCUCCCACUUUUGAACCUCCUCCGUGGCACACAACCUGCGAGAAUGAAAAUUUUAACUGAUUUGCAUAACUACAGACUCAGGAUUGAUUGGAUCAUCUACAGCCAUGGAUUGUGACUCUUUUGAUCUUCUUCGACGGUAAUCUCGGGAGCGGAGAUGCAAAAGUGAUCCUAAACCUGCUCUCGAAAUCUAUUUAAAACGUUGCAUUUCUAUCUUUGCAUGGCGUGAAUCGUAAAAGAAAAAUACACUCCAUAACCCGUAAGAGUUCGCAGGACGUGCAUAGAAACAUUCAAGAAGUCCAAUUUGGUCUUCAACAGUAAUCUCAGAGGGAGCGGAGAUAUAAGAGUGAUCCUAAACCUGCUCUCGAAAUCCAUUUAACGUAGCAUUUCUAUUUUGCAUGGCGUGAAUCGUAAAAGAAAAAUACACUCCAAAACCCGUAAAAGUUUCCAGGACGUGCAAAAAAAUAUUCAAGAAGUCCAAUUUGCUCUUCGACAGGAAUCUUUUGACUGUAGAUUAAUUAUUCCUAACCCGCGUUCGAAAUGCACCCAAACAAAUUGAUAACUAAUGGCUUUGCGUGCACGGCGCCAAGAAUGCACACCAGAAUCGUUGAAAUCUCGUUGAGUGCGCAAAAAAGCCUGUCACUGACCCGCAUAAUAUCACGCUAUUUCUUUAACCUGCUCUUCAAAUGGGGAAAAAAUAUCAACUCGUGUUCGAAAUUUCCCCUUUAUAUACCAACUCUAAUUUUUGGCGUGGAAAAUCAACAAGAAAGCGCUCAAGAACCGUGAAAAGUUCGUGAGCAGCGCUAAAAAAAACACUUAUUUAUAUUAUUCGUAAGCUUUACAAAUAAGAUCAGUCUUCGUAUUCGUUCCUUACCGGUUUUAAGGAGCUAUACUUGUCGACUUCGCAUUGUCUUCAGGUGGGCACUCUGCGUCGCCUGAUCUUCGUGGCUCGCCGGGUGUUUCAAUCUGAAGUGUUUGUUGUUGUGAUCGGCGUUUGUCAGUCACACGUGUACCAGUCCUCUCCAGCUGGUUGUCUACGUAAGCUUAUCGUGUAUCUUGCCAGUUGAAGCUCUCCGUAUCUAACUAGUUUCCGUGACCAAGAGUUUGAAGCGUACCAGAUUCAAUGAUUUUCAGGAUUAUUUACACUCUACAUUCCAACUUAUUUAUAUCCAUGUGUGUUGAACGUGUCUCUUGGUGUUACGUGGAUGAUCUCUUUCCUUCCCGCGCUAGCCAGUCUAUCCCUUCGUCUGACCUCAGCAAUGUUACGUGGGUAGUUCAUCUAAUUCUUGUGCUAGACAUUCUACCCUUCGUCUGACCUCUGCAAUGUUUAAAUAAGCCACGUACGUGUUUCUCAUCAUGGUGUUACGUGGAUAGUCUUAAUUCUCGUGCUAGCCAGUCUGUCUCCGUACGUCUGACCUCUUCGGUGGUUCAUCCUCCCCUCGGCUUCGUCUCGUGUCCCUUCGGCCUCCACUUCUCCCUCGGUGUCUUGGGAGGCGCCGUGGCUGGCUGUCCGUCUGUCAGCUGUCGUGGCCGUGUGUGUAGUGCAAGUCCAGCGGUGCCUCGGUAUCCUGUCUGCCGCUGGUUUCUGGUCGUCUUACAGUUAAUUAAGUGAGUCGUUUUGAUGUUGAAAACGUCUGGCAAUCAAAAUAUGUCCGUUGACACUGUUACUAGCUGGUUAAACGUAGGUGUAAAUAUCAUCAUACAGUUUGUGAGUAAGGUAAAUGUUAUGUUGAAGUAUUUCUUAGAUUAACGAAUGUAAAGAAUGUGGGAGUGGUCAAGUCAUUUUAAGGCCUUUCCGCUGUUUUUUUUUUUGUGCAUAUGUGUGGUGAUGCCUAAGUUUGCAGACUCGACAAAACUUUCCCACGGACCUGUCAAGUUUGUAUUCUUAGCCGUUUAUUUAGGAGGGAAAACUAUAAGUAUUAGCAGCAAAAUAUCGUUCCCAGCGGAAGCCUCAGAUAACUUGGCUACUCUCUCUAGGAUUACAACACAUAUAUGACUUCAACUGAGUGGACAAACCCCAUCCAUGACCUAAAUAUGCAGUGUUUGGUGUAGCGAGGAGCCAGGUUGUAGUGUAGUCAGUCAAUCAGUGAGUCUCCCCUGCAGUAUAGUAGCGUUACGGUUCUCUGUGGUGCAGCCCGGGGUGGGGGACGGCCUUACCACGCCCUCCCCCCCCUGCUCACAGACAUCGAAUAGUUCUCCGUUGACCUUAAGUGAUAUUCCCGAUGGUGAAGACCCGCAGCGUACAACAAGUAGCCGUAUUGAAAGUAACUCCCCGUGUGGCGUUACUCUAGAGGCGAUGACGGCUCUUCCUCUCGCCCUACGUAUAUAGUUUUUGUCGUGUAGGUGACUCUAGAGGUGACUAGCGAUACAUAGUGAGUGUUACAUGGAUAAAAUAUACAUAGUGGAUAUUUUGUCACAGCAAAUACAAAUGCAUAUUUUGAAUAAUGAACGGUAAUGUUUUGUACAGUUUAUUGAUUUAUUUUUCUUAGUCGAUAAGGUUAUACUUACAUGUAGAUAGAUGGACCUGACUGUGUGUGUGUGUGUAUGUGUGUAUGUGUGUGUGUGUGUGUGUCGUCGUGCACGUAGUGGUCAGCGUGGUGUUGCCGGUGUUGCUGUCUCGUCGUGUUGGUUUGUCUUAACAUUAACGAUUCUCAAAGUAUUAUUACAGUAGGCAUAGAGUUAUAGCAGCAGCCCCCGGUGUGUAGGUAUGCGGGGAAGCGGUCGUGUUUGUGUGUGUGUGUGUGUGUGUGUGUGUGU